CAGUUGAAGCUCUGGUGGCUGAUACUAUAGUCUUGCCUUGGAAGAGCGAGCUAGUGUGCUUUCGCAGCUAGUGUUAUACUUCCAGCGUUUAUUAUUGUUGUUCAGAACACAAUAAUAUCUGUGCUUUUCCUGAACAUUUUUUUAUUUAAUUUUUUCUAUUUGGUGGAUUUAUUUAACAUCUGGAGAUGAGCCGGAGGGAAUUAUGGCGGCUCCAGGAGGACCAGCGAACAUGGAGCCGUCAAGGAGAUCAUGAUGAGUCAUCCCAGACCGUGUUUGAGGAGAGGCUGCGGUCUGAGCGACGCAGAGGUAUAAGAAGAUCUCGUCCGAACACCCAGGAACAUCCAUCGAGCGGAGAAACAUCUCCACGGCUACAGAGACCUCGGAGGGAGCACAGACACCGAAGCCGCUCUCCGCUUCCUACUCCUCCGGUAGCAACAACGGACAGACCAAGCUCAGAUCCUCGCCCUGGUCCAAGCUCCCAGCAACCAGCUGAGAACGAGCAGAAUCUUCCAGCCAUGGUGAUUGAGAUCAACGGGCAGAAUCUCCCGGCCAUGAUGAUCGAGAUUGACGAGCAGAAUCUCCUGGACAUGGUGGAAGAGAUCUACGGAUUCCAAAUGACCACCAUUGCAGAGGAUGAAGCAGCACAAUCGUGUGCUAUCUGUCUGAUGGAGUACGAAGAAGGGGAGCCAGUGAUUGUCCUGUCCUGCAGCCACAGGUAUCAUCCAAGCUGCAUCUCACAGUGGCUUGCAACAAAUCUCAGCUGUCCUGUGUGCCACAGAGAGUGCAUCCUGAGGCCGGUCGUGUGCCUGAUCCGCUGAAUACAGCAGGAAGAGGAACAUCUAAAUCCCCAUCUUCUCUCCAUUCCAUACCAUCUCCGCCAUUCUGUCCAGUUCCAGCAGCUUACUACUAUGUCUCCUGUACUCCUACCACCCUCCUGCAGCCUAGGCUGGACAUAUCCUCAGACUCCAUCACCACACUGGGCCUGAUUUAGGUCUCGACGCUGUAGCGGAACAUGCAGUCAAGUACUGAUGUUUGGUACCUUGCACAUGUGCCGGACCCAUGCAUGUGCAGUACAGGUCUAUGGCGUUGGUCAUAAUUCGGUAUUAGAUUAUCAGUGAUUGAUGGUCUGAUGCUGUUUGAGGACGGGGAACGGGCGGUAACAGCCUCAGUUUCUCUAAAUGGAUUUGUGUCGCCGCCGUUGUUGGGGAGGGAUGGGGUUAAGAGCUCCGUCUGAGGUUGGAGAUUUUCUGGCUCCUUCAUAGUAGAUGAGGUGGCUGACUUGCGUGACUCCUUGGGUCACUCGGCCUGCUUCCAUGUAAGCAGCGCGAUAGCUCCUCCGUCCACAUAUGAAUUAGGCCCACUGUGCGCCUACCGGCCAGUGGCCAUCUUAUGUGUGGCACUGGGGGAAUCCUAUGCAUACCCCACAGCCAUCCUGCUUUGGACAGGAUAGUCCCACUUUUCGGGAACUGUAUGGCUGUCCCACCCACGGGGCACACUGUUACGGGGUGGUGGGGAAUUAGGGGGAGCUCUCUCACCCCUGCUCUGCAUAGCAUAGAUGCCAUGCACACAGAAUUCACCAGGGCCUGAUUCAGAGAUGGAUGCAGAUCAUACAGUAGCUGUGUCUAUGAAGGCAGCUGCUGAAUGAAAAUAUACUAAUGGCAAAAGAGGCAUCUUGUACAAACAGACCUCGCAUAAUGGAUUCUCUGAUCUGCUGCUGUUCUAAGCAUUGUACCAUCUGCAUGAGCAUCGGUCAUCUGAGUAACCCUCAGGCCUCUUCACGCCAAAAAAAAUGGGUCCAACAUCAGUGGCAGAACUUGAGAGUGGUGGGCCCAUGUGCAAAAAUUAUGCUCUGGGCCCCCCUCCUCUGCCCUACGGGAGAUGCAGUUGGUGACAGCGGGGAGAGGCUCUGGGUGACGGAAAGAGGUAGAGGGAGACAUUGGAAAUCAAAGGGUGAUGGGGAAGGCAGAGGGUGAUAGGGAGAAGCAUAGGGUGACAAAGGAAUGCAGAGGGAGACAAGGAGAGGUAGAUGGUGAUGGAGAGGCGGUGGGUUGGUUAUAGCAAAAGGCAGAGGGUGACAGGGAGAAAUUGACAUGGAGAGGGUGACAGGGAGGUAGUGGGUGAGAAGGAGACAGUUGGUAAGAGGGAGAUGGGAAGAGACAGGGAGAGGGUGACAGUGAGUGGCAGGGAGAGGGUGACAGGGUUAUGGUAAGUGGCAGGGAGAGGGUGACAGGGUGAUGGUGAGUGGCAGGGAGAGGGUGACAGGGUGAUAGGGAGUGGCAGGGAGAGAGUGACAGGGUGAUGGUGAGUGGCAGGGAGAGGGUGAUAGUGAGUGGCAGGGAGUGUUUGACAGGGUGUGGGUGAGUGGCAGGGAGAAGGUGACAGCGUGAUGGUGAGUGUCAGGGAGAGGGUGACAGGGUAAUAGGGAGUGUCAGGGAGAGGGUGACAGGAUGAUAGGGAGUGUCAGGGAGAGGGUGACAGGGUGAUAGUGACAGGAAAGGGUGGCAUGGAGAUAAUUGGUGACAGGGAGAGGGUGGCAUGAAGAUAACUGGUGACAGGGAGAGGGUGACAGUGACAGGGUGAUAGUGAGUGGCAGGGAGAUGGUAGUAUUAAGAUAAUGGGUGACAGUGACAGGGUGACAGGGCGAUAGUAUCAGGGAGAGGGUGACAGGGAGAAAGUGGCAUGGAGAUACUGGGUGACAGGGAGAGGGUGACAGUAACAGGGAGAGGAUGACAGGAUGAAUGUGGGUGACAGGGUGAUACUGAGUGGUACGGAGAGGGUGGCAUGGAGAUAGUGGGUGCUUGGGGAGGCAAUAGAGAAAAGCAAUGAAGUGGCUGCAGGCAACGUCAUUCAAAAGUUUACUUACAAUACUUCUGUGUCCAGGUCCUACAAUACAUCUGUGUCCAGGUCCAGGUCAGAUGAGCGUUGCUUGGCUGUGAGAUGGGCUGGGCUGUCUCUACAUGCAGUGGCAGGGCUGGCCUCCAUCCACUCAUCUUGGCCACGAUGCAGGGGCAGAUCUAGACUUUACUUUUAGGGGGGGUAAUUAUUUAUCCUGACUCCUCCCCUUUCUCAUGCCAACCCCUCCCCUUUACAGUGUCUUUUACGGUGACCUGGGCCAAGUGCCCAGCGUCACUCCUUAUAUGCGGCUCAGGCCUAUGGGUCUGCCUACUUGUGGGCACUCAAUCUAAUAGUGCCUACUACCCCUUAACUGGCCACAGGCCUAAGGCCUGAGUUUUAGCCAUGCGCAUAGUGCCUGCCUACCAUGGGGCAGGUUGGGUGAACUGGGCCUAAUGCCCAGUCAUCUUAUACACCUACAGGGGCCACACUUAACUGAUAGGGCCUAGUGCCCUCUGACAUGCCCACAGGCCUAAGCUUGAACUGAGCCAAAGGCCUAGUGCGCGAUCUCUGCACCCUGAGCCAAAGGGCCCGCCUUGUGCGCCACAGGCCUAGUGUCUGAUUUUGACCCUAUGGGCCUAAUGCCCAAAAUCUGAUGGUCUAGUGGCGAAAGGGGUAACUUGCGUGCCUCACUGUGGGCCUACCUACCCCGUUGGAGAAGCGCUGCCCGAUCCUCAACUUCUGUCUUUGGCCGCCGACCCUUCUCCAUGUUCAGCCGGCGCUGGAGGUCUUCUUUCUUGAUGGCAGCGCAUUCAGGCCUCUUCCGCAGCCUCAGGAACUGCCAACUCCUCCCCUUUGCAGAGUCUUUUCUGGUGACCUGGGCCAAGCGCCCAGCAUCACUCCUUAUAUGCGGUUCAGGCCUAUGGGCCUGCCUACUUAUGGGCACGCAAACUAAUAGGGCCUAGUACCCCUUAACUGGCCAAAGGUCUAAAGCCUGACUUUUAGCCAUGGGCCUAGUGUCUGCCUACCAUGGGGCAGGUUGGGUGACCUGGGCCUAAUGCCCAGAGUCACAUUAUACACCUACGGGGGCCACAUUUAACUGAUAGGGCCUAGUGCUCUCUGACAUGCCCACAGGCCUAAGCCUGAACUGGUCCACAGGCCUAGUGCUUGACCUCUGCGCCCUGGGCCAAAGGGCCCGCCUCGUGCGUCACAGGCCUAGUGUCUGAUUUGACCCCAAGGGCCUAAUGCCCCAAAUCUGGUGGUCUAGUGGGGAAGGGGGUGACUUGCGUGUCUCACUGAGGGCCUACCUACCCUUUUGGAGAAGCGCUUCCCGGUCCUCAACUUAUGUCUUUGGCCGCCGACCCUUCUCUGCGUUCAGGCGGCGCUGAUGAUCUUCUUUCUUGAUAGCAGCGUAUUCAGGCCUCUUCCGCGGCCUCAGGAACUGCUCCUGCAGUAUCCUCUUCACUCUCCGGCCGCCGGAAUCCCUUCUUCUUUCUUCCAUGCCGUCCGUCUUCUUUGGUCCCAGCAGGGGCAGCCCAGCAUCUCCAGAAAUGCUGGGCACACCCCCAAAGUGUUGCGCCUUCCAAAGCUCCUGUCAAUCCUCCAGGAGGUUUCUUCAAACAAACUGCUAUCAGACAUCGGUGCUUAUAACACUGUUGUCAUCUUGAUAAAGACGCCGCACACCGUCGAAAUGUAUAGAAACAGUGUUUGUUAUUGGUCUGACAACCAAAAUCCAUAUUUCUGAACCCACUGCAUAUUGAUACCCGGGUUACAUCUUCCAGUGGAUUGUAUAUAACAUCAUUAUGGUACAGUUGUCUUGUCCAAUUGUAUGUAUUUAUCACUUCUAAUAAAUACUUUUGGAUUAGAAUACGGUCCUUUCUGGUUCCAUAUAUAUGUUAUUUGAGACAUCAGUCUCUAUUAUUAUCCAGUCAUAGUGACUACAGAAGUCCAAAGAAACCUUUAUGUGCGUCGCACCUAUUUGUUACAAGUAAGCAUACAUGUAAAAAUCUGCUCAAGUUUGCAUCGAACACCACUUUGGGUGUCAACGUAAAGGAAUGAGAGACUUAUAAUUGGAUUGGCACCAUCCACACACUCUUCCCUUCCUUGUAUCACCGACUGGUGGAGCUGUGUUUAUUUGCAGUAUUAUACUAUUGUGUGAUUUUCUUGUUUCUAUGUGAUUACCAUCGGACAUUACAUCCUUUGACUCUAUUGUGAAAUCACCACAUUGAGGACCAACAAAAGUUUGGGACAUUUUAAAGCGCAAGUGAGGUUGUACCCUUUUUCUUUUCAAUAUGUUGUUAUAGGUUGGUGACCUAUUUUGUGCUAUCUUGUGCUACUUCAUUGUGCAGCGCCAUAUGAGGAAUUGUUUAUUGUAUUAUUUGGCUCCUGCCCGGCCUCUGAUGUCAUACAGGGGCGGUGUCUAUGAUGCAACCAGCGCUGAUUGGCUACAGCAGAGUAUACUAAGGCGCCUGCUGUGGUAUCUCCUCCCUUUUUGCUCACCUCUGUGACUUCAGCUUCGGGGGUGGAUUUUACUUUUUCAGAGUUUAAUGAAGAACUGAGAGAAGAUGAAGCUGUUUUCUCGGCGGAGGCAUCGGUGGAGUUCAGGUGAGGCACAGCUAGAUUAAGGGAGGGCCCAGGGGAUACGUUACCCCGGGCCGGCCCCAUAGCCUCUCAGGGCCCCCCUGUGCUGGACCAAUUUGUUUUUCAGAGAUGGAGACAACCUUGUCUCCAUCUCUGCAGCGGACAGGGCCACCCCCAUGCACAAUCAGAGCACCUGCCUGGCUGCUCCUCACAGAGAGCUCUGAUCGGCAGAGCUCUCUGCAUUGGAUACAUUGCACCCACCCACAGCUGAGGCCGGGAGCUACUGAGCAUGUGCAGUAGCAGCUCAGCUCACAUGGACUCCGGCAGUGACUCUCCUCUUACUCUUUUGGUUAAUUUUGUAUUUUGUGUGUGUAUGCAUGUGUGUGUAUUUGUAGGUAUGCGGUGUGUAUGUAUGUAUGUAUGUAUGUAAGUAUGUAUGUAUGUAUGUAUGUAUGUAUGUAUGCUGUGUGUUUGUGUGUAUGCUAUGUGUAGGUAUGCUGUGUGUGUGUAGGUAUGCUGUGUCUAUAUGUGUUUGUGCGUGCUAUGUGUGUUUAUGCUGUUUAUGUAUGUAUGUAUGUAUGUAUGUAUGUAUGGUGUGUGUAUGUAUGCAUAAUAUGUGUGUAUCUGUGUUUGUAUGUAUGCUGUAUGAUUAUGUAUGCUGUGUGUAUGUAUGCUGUGUAUGUGUAGGUAUGCUGCAUGUAUGUAUGUAUGUAUGUAUGUAUGCUGUGUGUGUUUGGAUGCAUGCUAUGUGUGUGUGUGUGUGUGUGUGUGUGUGUGUAUGAUGUGUGUAUGUAUGCUAUAUGUGUGUGUAUUCAUGAUAUGUGUGUUUGUAGGUAUGCUGUGCAUGUAUGUAUGUAUGAAUGUAUGCAUGUAUGUAUGUAUAUAUGCUGCGUGCGUGUGUGGAAGUAUGGUGUGUGUUUGUAUAUAUAUAUGAUCGCAUGCUGACCACUGCCCAUCGCAGGUCAAGGCCACCCAGUAUGCUGACCGCCACCCACCCUCCCCCCUUGAGCAAGCGGAAUUUGCGAUUGCAAAGCAAUUUCUGCUUGAUCGCAAAAAAUGGGUAGUCUCCUGCCGGCGCAGACAACCGACAUUUUUCUGAUUGCAGCGGCUGUGUGUGACAUAAUGCAGCCAUCCCGACCAUGCCCCUGCCGCACUCCGUUCACGCCGCCGCACACCUGCAACGCUCCAUUUCCACCUAGGAAUUAUAACGUUACUGCCCAACUAACGUCCACCCCCCCCCCCCCGCCCGCGAAUGCCUCUGCCUGAUUGACAUGCAGAGGUGUUCACAUUUUCUGCUGGAGCCCGCAGGAAAUGUGGGUGCAUGCGCAGGACAGGCCCUGCGGAUUUGCCCGCUUCCUUUUAGUAAUUCUUGCAGUUGGAUCGUGAAUAGUCGGCCACAGUCCUCAGGGCGCCCCCUUGACUUGAGUUCCCUAGACCCCCAUAGCCUUAAUCUGGCUCUGAGAUGAGGCACCGGGGGAGUCAGACGAUGAUGAUCGAUCUUCCUCCUCCUCUUUGCUGUCACCUUCUGCUACUAGUGCGGUCGGGGCAUUGAAGCAUUCUGCUAAGUAUACUAGACAAGAGGCUGUUAGGUGUGGCUAAGCUCCGGCGGGUUUAGAUAGUUUGCGCAGGGCUUAGCAGCGUUUAGGCGCAUGCAGGACUUGUUGCGCUGUUUGUUGGUCUUGUACGUCUCCCCCUGUCCUCCCUACUCGGGGAUUAGCUACUCGUCACUGUUGGCAGUGGGAGUUUAGAGGGAUUUAACAUUUUUUUACCUGGACUGACGGACUUAAUUUGGCUUAAUUAUACUUGAUUUGGCUAAUUGAAUUUUAAUUAUAUGUCCCUCAGCAGGUUUUAAGUUUUACCUCUAGCCGAGUUUACUUGUGUGACCCCCCCCCCCACACCAUUUAUUUGUUUUACCUCCUAUCCUAUUGUAUCUAUAUGUUGCUUCGAUUGGCCUGAAGCUCGUUUACAUGGAAUUUCCAUGCUAUUUUUUUUCUUUUUGGCAGAUCCUCAUUUCAUUAUGUUUCCAACAGAACUGUUUCUAUUUUACAUGUCAGUUUGAGCGUUUUAUCUGGUUCUUUCCAUCCCUUAUAGGUUUGCUGGGCGAUAGGAUUGCAUGGCUGUCCACUCAUGUCUUCUGAUCGGCUAGGUUUAUGGCUUUAAGUUUACGCCUUUAAAGCUCAUUUAAAUAAAUAGAUAACAGU
This is a messenger RNA of Pseudophryne corroboree (corroboree frog), 7613 nucleotides long. Its product is annotated as E3 ubiquitin-protein ligase RNF12-A-like. The record is from RefSeq and is a predicted model, not a curated record. Lineage: Eukaryota; Metazoa; Chordata; Amphibia; Anura; Myobatrachidae. The transcript is spliced from 2 exons. Gene Ontology annotation, biological process: ubiquitin-dependent protein catabolic process. Gene Ontology annotation, molecular function: ubiquitin protein ligase activity. Bases 186 to 818 code for a protein of 210 amino acids.